Sesamum indicum (sesame) is the source of this 828-nucleotide messenger RNA. The record is from RefSeq and is a predicted model, not a curated record. Lineage: Eukaryota; Viridiplantae; Streptophyta; Magnoliopsida; Lamiales; Pedaliaceae.
GGCCGCGGAUGCCACCCGGAUAGAGUACUACGCCACCGUGUCCGAGCCGUCGUGUGAGCUCAAUUUUGUCCGGUCGGGGCUUGGCUACUGCGAUGUGGUUGUUGGGUCUGGAGAGGAGGUUCCAUAUGGUCAGCUUAUUAAUGUCCACUACACCGCAAGGUUUGCUGAUGGGAUAGUGUUCGAUAGUACUUAUAAACGUGCCAGACCGCUCACUAUGCGCCUUGGCACAGGCAAGGUCAUUAAAGGAUUGGAUCAGGGCAUCUUAGGUGGUGGAGGUGUACCGCCAAUGCAAGUUGGUGGAAAGAGGAAGCUUCACAUUCCUCCGCAUUUGGCGUAUGGUCCUGAACCAGCCGGCUGCUUUUCAGGGGACUGUAACAUACCUGCAAAUGCAACGCUUGUAUACGAUGUCAAUUUUGUUGAAGUGUACAAGGGAAACAGGAAAUGAGGAGUUCGGAGUUUCAGACAAACUAUGUAGAGAAACCUAAGCAUCACACUGAAUUUGAUGACGGCUGUACAAAAAUUACAAGGGCUCCGGAGCUAGUAUCUUGUCCUAAUAUAUUCUCAAUUGGUGAAAUUUCCAGCGGUAGAAAGCAGAUUGAUUUCCUGAUAGGAAGAAAAGGACAGAAUCUCUGGGUGAAUUCCUCACACCCCUGCCUGAAAAUUGGAUGUUUUAUAUAAAGGAGGUGUAGGUAUGGGUGUUUUAGACACAGAAUUAGGACAGAACUUUGUUGCGUUCCGUCUAAGAGACUCACUGUUCAUUAUUUUACGCAUUUGAGAGACAUUGGUGCAGCAAUAUCCAUAAUCCCAAAUAGUAGUUUUUGCCUUACA